Messenger RNA from Labeo rohita (rohu), 1069 nucleotides. RefSeq names its product C-x(9)-C motif containing 2 (gene cmc2). The coding region runs from base 527 to 763 and encodes 78 amino acids. The transcript has 6 exons. The record is from RefSeq and is a predicted model, not a curated record. NCBI's taxonomy places the organism in Eukaryota, Metazoa, Chordata, Actinopteri, Cypriniformes, Cyprinidae. Gene Ontology annotation, cellular component: mitochondrion.
CCAAAAAACGAUUCGUGAAUAAACAAGAAGAAGAGGUAGUAGGGGAACGCAAUGCACCAUAGGAAGGCACCACAUACAAGAUGUAAUGAUUAGUUGGAUAGUGUGGUUUUGAAACAGAUUAUUGCAUAACAAGGUAAAUAACUGAUAUCUCUUUGAGACCAUCAAAUAUAGUUAAGGAGCUGAGCAAAAUACUUUUCUGUUUGGUUGUAUACACGUGAAAGUCACUCUGUAAACACUUGAACUCUGCUGCCCUUCACGAGAAACAAACAGCUGGAUUAAAGUCGACUCAGCCUCUGUUCUCAGAUGAACCGUCUGUAAGUCCAUUGUUAACACCACCGAAAAAGCACCAUGGAUGAAAGUAUAAAGUGUGACAUCAACAGGAAACUAAUUAAUUAAAAAAGUCAUUGUUACUAACAGAGCUCUCAGUACAGCACCAUAUGUGGAACUGUUACAAGAGACCUCCAGGGAAUUCAGAAGUCACCAGCAGUGCUGUCACAACUUGCAAGACUUACAGCCUUAACUCAGGAUGCAUCCGGAUCUGUCGCCCCAUCUACAUACUGACGAGUGUAAUCAACUUAUAACACUUCUCAAACAGUGCCAUAAGGAGCAUAACGUCCUCAAGUUCUUUGGCACAUGUAAUGAUUUGGACCGUGCAAUGCGAGACUGUCUGAAGAAAGAGUAUCAGGCAAAGAGGGAGCGCAGCAAGGCCCACGCAGAAGAAAUGAGACAGCGUUUAAAGGAACAGCCAAAAGAGCAUCCCUAGUAUCGAACACCCCCCACCCCCCACUUGGAGGACAAACCCCUGCUCCAGACAUGAACUAGUUUCUGGUGUUCUUAGGGUGCCUGGACACUUUAAAUCUGGAAUGCUUUUCUAUGAGGAUUAAGUUAUUUUGACCCUUGCAGUAAAUAAGCCAGUAGAUCCAGUUGUCUGAAGAUGAAGUUUAUUUAAAUUUUUUUAAUUGCAUUCUGUGAUUCCAGAUGUUACCUACUGAUCUGGAGAGUGGGUGUGAGACUAAACAAUGUCAAAAUUGUGAUUGUUUAAACUCCAAUUAAAAAAGUUAAAAAUUAA